CCUUCCCGCGUUUCUUUCAGGAAUGGCGGCCCCCAUGGGGCGAGUGCCUCUUUGGUUCCAGUGCCGGGGUCUGUGCUUCCUCCGCCGCGCCGAGGCCAGGCUGAGGGUCGCUGGGAACCGGUUCAGCUCCACGGAAGCUGCGGCAGCUGCGCGGAGGGAGCCGCAGGGCCCCGGCAGCGAGGAAGCGGCGGCAGAUACUGAAAUUAGCACCAGAAAGAAGACAUUCAGUAAGGUCUUAGCAGAAAGACGAGAGCAGGCACAAAGAACAGUGUUAAUUAACUGCCCAUCCAAAAUCAAUGAGAAAAAACUACUCAAAUACUUGUCAUCUCAUGGAGACAUUAAGAAUCACUUCUUCUAUGAAAGUUACGGGAUGUAUGCAGUAGUAGAAUUUUCUGAGACCAACAGUAUAGCUUCACUGCAGGAUGCUACUGGUUCUGUACAGUUGGUGGAUGACUGUCCUGUUCCAUUUAAAUCCAGAAUUUUUACAAUAACAUUGAAAAACCCACCAAGCCAAGCUUCCAAUCAGACUCCAGUUUACCGUCAUAAACAGGCAACUAUUCAAGUUGGAGAGCUGCUGACGAACCUAUGUAAUGCUGACAGUUUGAGCGACCAGUUGUACAUGCUCGUAGAGAAGUAUCAGCUGACAGAGGAAAACACUAAGCUCCGAUUUUUAACCUGCUCUUUAAUUCAAGACAUUGCAAGUGCUUAUUUUCCAGACUGCAUUGUGAAGCCCUUUGGCUCUUCUGUGAACAGCUUUGGUAAACUGGGAUGUGACUUAGACAUGCUUUUGGAUCUGGAUGGGAUCCGAAAAAAUGCUACCCAAAGGCAAACAGGUCCCUUCAACAUAGAUUAUCUAAUGAAGAGAGUACCUUCUGAACGAGUAGCAACGCAGAGGACCCUUUAUGUGAUUGGUGAAUUUAUUGAUAACUUUGGCCCUGGGUGUGUCGGCGUCCAAAAAAUACUUAAUGCUCGCUGUCCGUUGGUACGAUUUUCUCAUCAGCCUUCAGGAUUUCAGUGUGACUUGACAGCUAAUAAUAGAAUUGCCCUGAAAAGUUCUGAGCUCCUGUAUAUCUACGGCAGCCUCGACCCGCGUGUGAGAGCUCUGGUGUUCAGUGUGCGGUGCUGGGCACGGGUCCAAGCCAUAACCAGCAGCAUUCCUGGCUCCUGGAUUACUAAUUUCUCGCUCACAAUGAUGGUCUUGUUUUUUCUGCAAAGAAGAAAGCCCCCCAUCAUUCCAACUUUGGAUCAGCUGAGGGUGCUAGCUGAUGCAGAAGAUAAGCAUGUGAUUGAAGGUCAUGACUGUACCUUCGUUAGUAACUUGAACAAAAUUAAGCCCACAGAAAACACAGAAACCCUAGAUGUCCUAUUGAGUGACUUCUUUGAAUACUUUGGAAAUUUUAAUUUUAACAAGUAUUCACUAAAUAUCAGGAAGGGGAAAGAGCAAAACAAGCCAGAAGCGUCUGCUCUUCACAUACAGAACCCCUUUGAACAAAACCAUAAUAUCAGCAAGAACGUAAAUGCAAUGCAGCUUGAAAGAUUUGUCAAUUUGGCUAGAGAGAGCGCCUGGCUUUUGCAGCAGACAGGGAAGGGUCCGACCAGCAGCAACCAGCGCUGGGGACUGGCAGCCCUUCUCCUAACAUCAGCAGGAAAUAAUGCCAGCAAGGGUACGAGAAGGAAGAGGGGACCAGCCAGCGAACGGAUCAAGGGCUUGUUGGACUCCUUGAAGCUUAACGCUGAGAAUGCGAAGAGGCCUUUUAGUACUCGGGCGUAGUAGUUUCUGCAGCAUCAACCAUGAUCUCUUGAGCAACCUGGUUUCUGCAUGGAAUGAAAAGGUAGUCGUAGCAGCGCAGCCUUCAGGUCUUCCGCAACUGGGGAGGUUGAUAUGCUGAAUCUCCUCUUGCUCUUCUUGACUGUUUGUGCUGCUCUUUUGGUUGAGAAAUAUCAAAUUUUUUAUGAAUAGGUUUAUGCUCAGUAGUGAUCGGAAAGGCACAAAGGAUCUGAGAAUCUGGGUCUUGGAAAUAUUGUUAAAUAAGAGAGGGGGGAAAUGUACAGUAAACCCCUUCCUUCUGGGAACGGCUUGCACCUACCUAGCGCACUAAUGCACAGCAAACAGUUGUAGCCAAAGUACCUAUAUCUGUUUUUGUAACCACACCCAUAAACGAUGCAAGGUGAAAUAAAGUGAGCAAGGCAGAGUGGUUGCAUGUGGUACUGCUGUCGUGGAAGUCUUCAGUGCUGAACAAGAAAUGUGUUUGUGAGUUUCAAUAUGAGAACAAAUACUGCAGAUGAUGCCUUUGUAGAAGCUGCCUUUGUGCAUCCA
Molecule: messenger RNA, 2317 nt
Organism: Zootoca vivipara (common lizard)
Lineage: Eukaryota; Metazoa; Chordata; Lepidosauria; Squamata; Lacertidae
Gene: MTPAP
Product: mitochondrial poly(A) polymerase
Biological process (GO): RNA 3'-end processing
Cellular component (GO): mitochondrion
Molecular function (GO): poly(A) RNA polymerase activity
Source: RefSeq, a predicted model, not a curated record